Mycena indigotica is the source of this 654-nucleotide messenger RNA. RefSeq lists its product as uncharacterized. The transcript has 2 exons. The record is from RefSeq and is a predicted model, not a curated record. NCBI's taxonomy places the organism in Eukaryota, Fungi, Basidiomycota, Agaricomycetes, Agaricales, Mycenaceae. Bases 1 to 654 code for a protein of 217 amino acids.
AUGGUGGUUGUGAUUGGGGGAUUUGAAACGCGGCGUGACCAUCAACAACUUGGAACUUUCACGAUUUCUUCCACCUCAAUGUCCGCUGCUACUGGCGCUAUAGACGAAAUAAUCGACCUCACUGGAGAUACUACUGCAUCUGGAUCCGAGGAUGAUGAGGAAGAGGAACAAAAUGAUCUUGAGCAAGGUAGCUUUGACGAAGACGAACAAACGACACCCACGCUCGACCAACUGAACGCAGCGAUAUCAUCCGCUCCAGUAGCCCGACUCCAACUGAUACUUAUCCGACUCGCCAAGAAAAACCCUGCAGUCCGCAAAGCGCUCACGAAAGAGUUGUUGACGAUAUCUGGCCCACCAACCGCGCCGGUCAGAGUGAUACCGCGCUGGGAAAUUUGUGAAAACUGUGGAAACUCGUAUGAUGUGAACGUGGCCGAAGAUAAUGAAGAUUGUGUAUUCCAUCCAGGUGACCUUGAAGUUGAAGACGACAAGUUUGUGGACUGGGACGAGGAUUGCCACGGUCCAAUGGACACCCGCUCCAACAGACGCGAAUUUCCCGAGAAUUUUACCUGGAGUUGUUGUGAAGGGGAUGGAACAGCCGGCGGAUGCGUCAACGGAAGACAUCGGCCGAAAAGCAACAAACGGCAACGGUUCUAA